Molecule: messenger RNA, 915 nt
Organism: Coffea eugenioides
Lineage: Eukaryota; Viridiplantae; Streptophyta; Magnoliopsida; Gentianales; Rubiaceae
Exons: 4
Coding region: 1-915 (304 amino acids)
Molecular function (GO): zinc ion binding; nucleic acid binding
Source: RefSeq, a predicted model, not a curated record
AUGGAAGCUUCAAAACCUAGAAAUCGUGACACUAAGUGUUGGCGAUGUCAAAGAGUUGGACACAUUACAAAUCAAUGUCCAAAUCAAAGAGCUAUGCUCGUAUUGCCAAAUGGAGACAUCAUCAUUGACGAUGAGGAGGAAGAGUACAAUGACAUGCCUUCAUUGGUUGAGGAUGAUAAUGAGAUUGAGGAGAUCCCAACCAGUGAUAAAAGAAUUGAACAUCAAUUUGAUUUCAUUCCUAGAGCUUCAUUGCCAAAUAAGGCGUCAUAUAGGACUAAUCCUGAGGAAACCAAGGAACAACAAAAGCAAGUAGAGGAGCUACUUGGCAAAGGAUGGAUUCAUGAGAGUUUAAGUCCUUGUGCAGUACCUGUCCAACUAAUGCCUAAGAAAGAUGGAGGAUGGAGGAUGUGCACUGAUUGUAGAGCAAUUAAAGCCAUAACGUGUGAUGCUUUUGGUAUAGGCAUUGGGGCUGUUCUACUCCAAGAAGGUCGUCCAGUUGCUUAUUUUAGUGAAAAGCUGAAUGGAGCUUCAUUGAACUAUUCAAUCUAUGACAAAGAGUUGAUGGCUUUAAUUCGAGCUCUGCAAACAUGGCAACACUACCUGCGACCUCAAGAGUUCAUUUUGCAUACUGAUCAUGAGUCGCUCGAACACAUCAAAUCCCAAACUAAGUUGAGUAAGCGACAUGCGAGGCUUUGUGUGACAAUUGGUGCUCGUGCAAAAGCUUUCAAGUACAAAUAUUUCCCAUCAAAUCCAGAGGCCAUUGAAGGUGGGAUUAUAGAUGACCUUUUGCAUUUGAAGAAUCUUUGUGUUAAACUAAAUGCUGGCAUUGACGAACAAAAUGUGAAAGCCAAGGGAAAAUCAAAAUCUUCUGGUUCUUAUCUUGCUGGUGUUUCAGCCAGCAGAGAGAUGGUUUAG